CGCAACCAGUCCGACGGGAGGGAUGUGCGCACCGUCGCAUUCAAACACUUCCGAACGUGCGCGUUCGUAACAAAAUGACAAUAGUGCUUUAGUUUUUUUUUACUUGAAACAAAACUGUGUCUUAUAAAGUGCCAAUAAAAGUUGCCUUCAAGUGUUUUCAACCAAUGAAAAGGAUUGUUUUAUUGAAGUUUUAAUUGGAUUUGACUUAAGGAUAUAGAGAUGUCGAGUUUCACGACUACUGGAGAUGCUACGCAGGCUGCUGCUAAAGAUCGCAUAUUAGAGCGAGAUGCCGGCUUCGUGUCAGGAGGCGAUGAUGACGACUCCUGCUCGGGACCAGCGCACUCUGAUGACUCGGGGGUCCGGCUGGUGGAGACCGACUCGCGGGGCAAACGACCUCGCACGCCCACCCGUUUACAACCACCUAAGAAACGUAUCCGAUUGAAUUCGAGAGAAGACCUACCGAGCCCAGAAAGCGAUACAUCGGCCAGUCCAUUCAGACCCUGGUCCUUCACCGAGGAACCACAAAGAGAACCCUUAUCUUUAGUCAAGAAAGAGACUAGUCUAUUGAGACAGCGUCGGAGGCCGCUAGAACCGCCUCCACCCCCAAUUCCACCACCACCGGGCCCACCAAGAGUUCCUCCACACCCAGGCGUCGUAGAGCCUUACCAAGACAAAGCAAAGCCUAGGGAACAGAGGAAUUACAAAAACAUGACCAGGGAGAGAAGGAUAGAAGCAAACGCGAGAGAACGGACAAGAGUCCAUACCAUAAGUGCCGCUUUCGACACGUUAAGGCGAUCAGUUCCUGCAUACAGUCACAACCAGAAACUAUCAAAGUUAUCGGUGUUACGGAUAGCGUGCGCAUACAUUGCAGCGCUGUCUGCGGCGAUAGACCCCGAAGCUGACCUAUCGUCAGCAGUGGAUCAAGUGACGCAUACAAUACACACCGAAGGGAAAUUGAGAAAGAAGAAGGAUGAUGCGUGAAGCGUUAUGGACUGAAGUGGCCGAAUUAAUUUUCUGUACAAUCGUAAUCGGUUUUUGGAAUUUUCGCCGAACUUGAUCUGUCGUCGAAGGUGAUGAAGACAAGUGACAAUAACUUACGAAUAGUUUUCCUAGUGUGUUGAUACUUUAAUAGAUGUCAUUCGUAAUGUGAAAGCCAGAAGCCGAUUAUGGAUACCGCGUUUCAAUUAAAACCGUCCUAAGAAGCCUCUCUUUGCGCUAUAAGUUAGUACAAAAACGACAAUAAUAUUGGUAAUGGAAAAUUUAUUGUAUUAACUAUGUAUGUAGGUAUUUAUAUUGGAAUGUUUUAAAAGACAUGUUUGUCGUAUUCUUACGGGAAUAGGAAAUACAUGCAGUAACUGGAAGUAUAAGCCAUUUAUAAGCAGAUGGUUAGAAUUCUUCUGUCUGCAUUGGAAAGAUUACCUGGAUCUACAAACAUUCUUUAUUGUGAAUCUCAAGCCUAGAAUAGGUAUCAAUUCGACCUAAUAAUAAAUUUUAGUUCGUAUUUCUGUUACAAUCAAAAUCAUUUUUAUUAUGCAAAAUCAUUAAUAAUAUGUUCAUGUCAACAUGAAUGGCGCCACUGUAGAAUUUUUCUAUUCGAUGUUACAGGUGUGUACCUAUACCAAUUAGAUUUAAUUUCAUUAUACAAUCGGCCCAGUACAAAUUGUUAUGUUCCUAUUUCAUCUCCGUUCAUCUUUAACAGAUCUCGGGUUUAAACGAUUCCUACUAAUUAAUAAAUAAAUUAAUAUUAAACACAGUACUGGCAUUAUGAUGUAAGGUCAUGUUCCGAAUACAUAGUAACGAAAAAAAAAACAUCUCAUAGACAAGUAGUUUGACACAUCCAUUUUUUUUAAAGUUUACCAUUCCUCAGUCCAGUAUUAAAAAUAAGGAAAAAAAUAUCUAAAGUAAAAUCAAUUUGUGCAAAAUUAUGUAUUUAUGGCUUUAAACGAUAUAUUUAUUACAAUCGAGUCAGUAAUUUAAGUGAGAACUGUAUAGUUUUAUUUAGUUUAAGGAGAAAUGUUGCAUUUUGUAAAUAUUAGUUCUUAAAAUGUAAAUACUUAGAUAUUUAGUGAGGGUCACUGUUUUGUUUGGUUCUCUUGGAAGUUCUUCAAGGCCUUCUUUUUUAAUUGCGUUACAAUUUUGCAUUCUACAGAUAAUAUUAUGAGAGUAAUAUUAUUUGUUUUGGCAUUUUCAUUCAACCUCUUUUUUCAGUGGUUUAUUAUGGAACAUUUGUUUUUGUUGUUUAUGGGAAUUAAAAUGCCUUGAUACUGUAUUGUGAUAUAAUUAUUGUAAAUAAUAAAAUAGUUCUAAGAUAAUACAUCACAUUCUGUUAAGUCUGACGUGGGAAUAUACAUUGACAUUGACAGUUCUGAACGCUGUCAAAACUACCAGAAACAUUACAUUUUUGUAAUCUUUCAUUUUAUUUUAAUCCAUUGAGGGCUUUUUUUAUUCGUGAAUAAUAUUCCAAAAUCAAUUAUAACCUCUUUGGGUUGUGAACAAAAUGAAAGACAAAAUAAUAUCUCAUUGUUAGUACAGUCAGCUAUCAAAACCGUGAGUUAAAGAGAUACUCCUUAUUGACUGUACCUACUUAACUUUAAAUUAAAACAUACCUACCUGUACAGAUUCUGAUGGUGCAUUAUUAAUUGAAAUAUAUAAUUAGCCAUAAAAAAGGAAAAUAAAAGAAAGUGAAGU
This is a messenger RNA of Spodoptera litura, 2688 nucleotides long. RefSeq names its product atonal bHLH transcription factor 8-like protein net (gene net). Gene Ontology annotation, cellular component: nucleus. Gene Ontology annotation, molecular function: DNA-binding transcription factor activity; protein dimerization activity; E-box binding. NCBI's taxonomy places the organism in Eukaryota, Metazoa, Arthropoda, Insecta, Lepidoptera, Noctuidae. The record is from RefSeq and is a predicted model, not a curated record. Gene Ontology annotation, biological process: anatomical structure morphogenesis; positive regulation of transcription by RNA polymerase II.